UCCUGACAAUUGAAUUCUAGAGAGAGAAACACCGAAAUUCUAGAGAGAGAACCUUUACAUCCUCUCCAGCAAUGGCGGGUUCCAGGGUUUCUAAUUCCAGGGUUUUGUGAGCGCCAGAGUCUGAAAUAUCUCGAUGGACAUGCCUGCUAGAAGAUCGAACUACACGCUCUUGAGCCAAGUCCCCGACGACCAGUUCGGCACCGUCCCCGGAGCUUCGACGACGUCGUUCUACGAGUCGUUGUCCGGAGAGGGCAAGAACAACAACAAGGGGAAGGCGGAGAGGGGGUUCGAUUGGGACGCAGUUGGCGAUCACAGGGCGAACCGGAUCGGAAACGUCUACUCGUCGAUCGGGCUGCAGAGGCAAUCGAGCGGUAGCAGCUUCGGAGAGAGCUCUCUCUCCGGGGAGUACUACGCGCCGACUCCGUCUACUGCUGCGGUGGCGAACGAGAUCGAAGGCUUCGGUUACUUUCAGGAGGACGUGCUGUUCAGAGUGGGCGGCGGCGGCGGAGAAUUGAGAGCGAAGGCGGUGGGGAACACGGGAGGAGGGUCGUUCUCUGGGAAGAGCUGGGCGCAGCAGACGGAGGAGAGUUACCAAUUGCAACUGGCUCUGGCACUGAGGCUUUCGUCAGAGGCGACCUGUGUCGAGGAUCCUAAUUUCUUGGAUCCUGUGCCGGACGAAUCCGCCCCGAGGACGAGUUCGAUCGAGGCCGUGUCUCAUCGAUUCUGGGUGAAUGGCUGCCUGUCAUACUUUGACAAAGUCCCUGAUGGGUUUUAUUUGAUUCAUGGGAUGGAUCCAUAUGUGUGGACUGUUUGCACUGAUCUUCAAGAGAGGGGUCGUAUUCCAUCAAUUGAAUCACUAAAGUCUGUUGACUCAACCACUGAUUCAUCAAUUGAAGUGGUUUUGAUUGAUCGACGUAGUGAUACAAGCUUAAAGGAACUCCAAAAUAGGGUUCUCAGCAUUUCUUGUAGCUGCAUAACCACCAAAGAGGUUGUCGAUCAGCUUGCAAAGCUCGUCUGCAACCGCAUGGGGGGUUCAGCCUCCACAGGAGAAAAUGAUUUUUUCCCCAUAUGGAAAGAGUGCACUAAUGAUUUAAAGGAUUGCUUGGGAUCUGUUGUCAUUCCAAUAGGUAGCCUAUCUGUCGGCCUCUGCAGACAUCGUGCUAUAUUGUUUAAAGUGCUAGCUGACGCAAUUGAUCUACCAUGUCGAAUAGCCAAGGGCUGUAAAUACUGCACAAGAGAUGAUGCUUCCUCUUGUCUUGUUCGUUUUGGGCUCGACAGGGAAUAUCUGGUUGAUUUGAUUGGGAAGCCAGGCUACUUAUGCGAGCCAGAUUCCUUGCUCAACGGUCCUUCUUCCAUCUCAAUUUCUUCGCCAUUGCGCUUUCCACGACUUAAACCAGUUGAACAUACCAUUGAUUUCAGGUCACUGGCCAAGCAGUUUUUCUCAGACUGCCAAUCACUCAAUAUUGAAUUUGAUGAUCCAUCCACAGGAACUGCUGUCGAUGAAGAUCCUGGGGUUUCCAUGCGUCCCAAGCAGCAUGAUGUGAAGUACACUGACGGGAACGAGAAUAUGCUAAUAACGAGUGAUGAUCAUGAAACUUCUCGUUUUACACUGCACCCUGCUCAGCCAAGUGCCCAGGAUCAAGAUUCUGAACUGUUCAAAUCUUGUAAUCCUGCUCAGAAUAUUACACACUCGACUACCAUGGUCAAAGAUACAGCCCAUCUUAAACAUGUUCCACCAAUUGGGCGGAGAGAAGUUCAACCACUUUUUGUAUUGUCUAAUUCAAGGCUGGAUGCUGUUAAGGAUUCGAGGUUCAUUGAGGGAGGUCAGCUCGUUCCUGGUAAAAGUGCAGAGCCUUCUCUUGAUAUAGAGGAUUUCAACAUACCAUGGAGUGCUCUUGUUCUAAAAGAGAGAAUUGGAGCAGGUUCUUUUGGAACUGUCCAUCGUGCUGAUUGGAAUGGCUCGGAAGUUGCUGUGAAGAUUCUCAUGGAACAAGACUUUCAUGCUGAACGAUACAAAGAAUUUUUGAGGGAGGUUGCAAUAAUGAAACGCCUACGGCAUCCGAAUAUUGUUCUUUUUAUGGGUGCGGUCAUUCAGCGCCCAAACUUAUCCAUAGUCACAGAAUAUCUAUCAAGAGGUAGCUUGUAUAGACUUUUGCAUAAGCCUGGGGCUAGAGAGAUGUUGGAUGAGAGGCGUCGGUUGAGCAUGGCUUAUGAUGUGGCAAAAGGAAUGAAUUAUCUUCAUAAAAGCAACCCUCCGAUUGUUCAUCGAGAUUUAAAAUCACCCAAUCUUCUAGUUGACAAAAAGUACACAGUAAAGGUUUGCGAUUUUGGUCUCUCCCGACUAAAGGCAAACACGUUUUUGUCAUCGAAGUCAGCCGCUGGUACUCCUGAGUGGAUGGCCCCAGAGGUUCUUCGUGAUGAGCCAUCAAAUGAAAAAUCAGAUGUUUACAGCUUUGGUGUAAUCUUAUGGGAGCUUUCAACAUUGCAGCAGCCAUGGAGUAAUUUGAAUCCAGCACAGGUUGUGGCAGCCGUCGGCUUUAAGGGAAAAAGGCUCGAGAUUCCACGUGAUUUGAAUCCUCAAGUGGCUUCAAUAAUUGAGGCGUCCUGGGCCAAUGAACCCUGGAAACGACCAUCCUUUUCCAGUAUCAUGGAAUCUUUGAGGCCAUUGAUUAAACCUUCCACGCCUCAACCAGGUCCAUUAAGUACCUGAAGGGUUAAAAGAUGUGAGAGGACUUAUUCAUGCACAUAAUACAGCAUUCUUUUGACUUUUGAUGUCUGCCAGGAGGCAAUACAAGCUCUUCAUAUAGUCUCAGGUCAGGUGCACCUAAAACUUCAGCUUUUGGUUUCCAAUAUUUAGUGGUGCCCAAGAUUUUGACCUCCUUGUAGCAUAUAUAGAUAUUACCAGGCGGAAAAGGGGGCCGAAGGCCUUGGAAUCUUAAGCAGCCUUAAAAUUUCAACUUUAUGUGAGAUUCCAGGUCUGCAUUUUCUUUUGCCUCUGAAGUUCUUGGCAAUUAGUGAAGUGGAACGGUGUAGCUUACAAGGAACUGCCUGAACUUGAGGUUUCCUCUUCAAGUGAUGUGUGACACAUCUUAUUUGGGAAUGGCUCAUGCAGAUGGGUAAUUGUUUGUUGUACUCGUACCUGUGGAAGCCACCUGGCAGUGGCUGCAAUGUUGAAUGAAAUCUAGGAAUGGCAUAUGCACGUUGUAGGGGUUUGAAUUUCAAAGUUGUUUCUUGAGAAGAAUAGUAAAUGUUGGCAGUCUUAAGGCAAUAUGAUAACGGUUAUUUUCCUCUGCCUCCCCCCCCGGGGUAGGGGGUGGGUUGGGUGUUCAGCGAGUAUAUCCUGGUUGUCAUUUAGUUUUGUUUAUGCUUAAUGGCCAUUUUUUAAAUUCCUGAUGGAUUGUAUUGUUUUGAUUGUUUGCAGAAUCAAUGUUGUACAUGUCUUCUAAUUGGUAAUUGAGAACCCCGAUUUUUUUACGCAAAGCAAGGAACUGCCAUCUACAUAAUAUUGUUUGCAAGGUCGUUCUGUUGUGCCAUAAUGGAAAACUGUACAAAUACUUUCAUAAUUUUGUAUGUAAAGAGUUAGAAUUAGUUGAUGGGAAGCGACUUUGCCGGCGUUGUACACCAGAUGAGCUUCUUUACAUGUAUUUACUUGUACCAAUUGUGAAAUGCAGUCAAUUGGUUAGCUUCCGACUAA
Juglans regia (Persian walnut) is the source of this 3694-nucleotide messenger RNA. RefSeq names its product serine/threonine-protein kinase CTR1. The coding region runs from base 134 to 2710 and encodes 858 amino acids. The transcript is spliced from 15 exons. Gene Ontology annotation, molecular function: protein kinase activity; ATP binding. NCBI's taxonomy places the organism in Eukaryota, Viridiplantae, Streptophyta, Magnoliopsida, Fagales, Juglandaceae. The record is from RefSeq and is a predicted model, not a curated record. Gene Ontology annotation, biological process: protein phosphorylation.